GCAGUCUGUGAAAGCCACCGGUUGGCUGAGGGAGAAUGGCUGGGAGCCCCGGGGGUCCCUUUGCUUCUCCUGGGAGUUCUGUCCUCCUUCCCGCUGUUCAGAGAGUUUCUGCAGGGCUUUUCUUCAUAGCACUUUGGGGCACAGUUGUAGGUGACAGGCUGCUGGUGGUCCCUCAGGAUGGAAGCCACUGGCUUAGUAUGAAGGACAUAGUUGAGCGUCUCAGUGACCGGGGCCAUGACAUCGUGGUGGUGGUGCCAGAGACCAAUUUGCUUCUGAAGGAAUCGACACACUACAGAAGGAGAGUGUACCCGGUGCCCUAUGGCCAGGAGGAGAUGGAGGGCCGCUACCGCUCUUUUGGGAAUCAGCACUUUGCUGAGAGAUCCUUCCUGACGGCCGCGCAGACAGAGUACAGGAAUAACAUGGUUGUCAUCGACAUGUACUUCCUCAACUGCCAGAGCCUCCUGCAGGACUCGGGCACCCUGAGUUUCCUCAAGGGGAGCAGGUUCGAUGCUCUUUUCACAGACCCGGCCUUGCCCUGUGGUGUGAUCCUGGCCGAGUACCUGGGUCUGCCCUCUGUGUACCUCUUCAGGGGCUUCCCGUGUUCCUUGGAGCAUGCUUUGGGUGGAAGCCCGAACCCCGUGUCUUACAUCCCCAGGUGCUACACUCAGUUCUCAGCCCACAUGACGUUUCCCCAACGCGUGGCCAACUUCCUGGUUAACUUCUUGGAGAGCUAUCUGUUUCACUGUCUGUAUUCAAAGUACGAGGAGCUGGCCUCAGGCCUGCUCGGGAGAGAAGUGCGCCUGUCUGCCUUGUAUCAAAAGGACCCCGUGUGGCUGCUGAGGUACGACUUUGUGCUGGAGUUCCCCAGGCCAGCCAUGCCCAACAUGGUCUUCAUUGGAGGGACCAACUGCAAGAAGUGCCGUGUCCUGUCCCAGGAAUUUGAAGCCUAUGUCAACGCCUCUGGAGAACAUGGAAUUGUGGUUUUCUCUUUGGGUUCAAUGGUCUCAGAGAUUCCCCAGAAGAAGGCUAUGGAAAUUGCUGAUGCCUUGGGCAGAAUACCCCAGACGGUCCUGUGGCGCUACACGGGAACUCCUCCAUCCAAUCUCGCGAAGAACACGAAGCUCGUCAAGUGGUUACCGCAGAAUGACCUGCUUGGUCACCCGAAGACGCGCGCGUUCAUCACGCAUGCUGGCUCCCACGGCAUUUACGAAGGCAUAUGCAACGGGGUACCGAUGGUGAUGAUGCCCUUGUUCGGUGACCAGAUGGACAAUGCCAAGCGCAUGGAGACGCGGGGAGCUGGCGUGACCUUGAAUGUCCUUGAGAUGACUUCUGAUGAUUUGGCAAAUGCCCUAAAAGCAGUCAUCAAUGACAAAAGCUACAAGGAGAACAUCAUGCGCCUCUCCAGUCUCCACAAGGACCGCCCCAUUGAGCCGCUGGACCUGGCUGUGUUCUGGGUGGAGUUCGUGAUGAGGCACAAGGGGGCCCCGCACCUGCGCCCCGCCGCGCAUGACCUCACCUGGUACCAGUACCACUCUCUGGAUGUCAUUGGCUUCCUCCUGGCCAUCGUGCUGGGAGUGGCAUUUAUCGCCUUUAAAUGUUGUGCCUACGGCUGCCGGAAGUGCUUUGGGAAAAAGGGGAGCGUGAAGAAAGGCCACAAAUCCAAGGCACAUUGAGAGGUUGGUGGGAAGUAGGGUGAAAUUUUGAUCUAUCCUCCAAUCAAAGGUAAACUUGAAAAUAGGGUCAGUGUUAAAUUCUUUUUAUUCUUAUUAAAGAAAUAUUUUGCCAUAGUUAGACAUUCCCAGAGCAUUUUAUAAAAAGGAAAGUAAUUUAAUAGCUAGUUAAAGGUAGAUAAAGGUAUUAGAUACAAAUUCUGCGUCAGUAUUUUCAAUCUGGCUGUGCCUGUCUCCUCUCCUGUGGCUUACAGACAGCCUGGGCACUCUGGGUUAUUUUCCUUAUGCAGUCGUGUGGCCUGUUUGGGAACACAGGAUUCAAGGUUAGUCCCACAGUUUCCCCUACUUCACAUGGCGGUUUUCAUGCCACCAUCUUGGUUUGUGGACUGCUGUGGACCAGCCCGUGAGUCUCCAGUGACAGUCAGUCUUCACUUAAGUUCAGGUUCCUAGGAGGCACUUUUUAUAUCUGAAGAAGGAAGCCUGUAUAUGAGAGGGUGGGUCGGAGCCUUGAGAACAGUGUAUGAUUACUGACUUUGGGGAAAAAUAAUGAUGCUAUAAAAUUGAUGGACGAUGCAUUUGCAAGGAUGAUCAUUAUUUGUGUCAAUGAUAGAAACCAAGUACAUUUUAUCUGAUGUUUUUCACAACUAAAAAUUUGUGAAUAAAUUGGCAUAAAUUAUU
Molecule: messenger RNA, 2348 nt
Organism: Ictidomys tridecemlineatus (thirteen-lined ground squirrel)
Lineage: Eukaryota; Metazoa; Chordata; Mammalia; Rodentia; Sciuridae
Product: UDP-glucuronosyltransferase 1A6
Molecular function (GO): UDP-glycosyltransferase activity
Source: RefSeq, a predicted model, not a curated record